AUUCAUUCUCUUCUUAAAAUCCUUUCUUUUCCGGAAGAGAAGGGUUGAGAGAGAGAAAGAGAGAGAGAGAGAGAGAGAGAAUGGAAGGGAAAAGGCAGAAAUCAGGAGAUGGUAGGAAGGGAGAGAAGAAGGAGAUGUAUCACGUGAUCCACAAGGUCCCGUCUGGCGACAGUCCCUACGUUCGAGCUAAACACUUUCAGCUAGUAGAAAAGGAUCCAGAAGCCGCCAUUGUUUUCUUUCGGAAGGCAAUAAACGCAGGGGACAGAGUUGACAGUGCACUGAAAGAUAUGGCAGUGGUGAUGAAGCAGCAAGACAGGGCAGAGGAAGCCAUUGAAGCCAUCAACUCCUUCAGGAAUCGCUGCUCCAAACAAGCCCAGGAAUCCCUGGACAAUGUCCUCAUUGACCUCUACAAGAAAUGUGGGAAAAUAGAAGAUCAGAUCGAGCUGUUGAAGAGGAAGCUAUGGAUGAUAUACCAAGGUGAAGUCUUCAAUGGCAAGGCCACGAAGACCGCCCGCUCCCACGGCAAAAAGUUCCAGGUCUCCAUCAAGCAGGAGACCUCCCGAUUACUGGGCAAUCUGGGCUGGGCAUACAUGCAACAGAUGAACUAUGCUGCAGCUGAGAUCGUAUACCGGAAGGCCCAGCUGAUUGAACCAGACACCAACAAAGCCUGCAACCUGGGCCUCUGCCUAAUCAAGCAGGCCCGAUAUGACGAAGCCCGCUCCAUUCUUGAGGAUGUCCUUCUUGGCAGAAUUACGGGCUCUGAGGACUGCAAGUCGGUGAAUCGGGCCGCUGAGUUGCUGCACGAACUCGAAUCACAGCAGCAGGCUUCGCCACUGACUACACCACCUAGGCUGAACCUUGAAGAGACAAUCGUGGAAGGGCUGGACCUGCUAAUGAGCGAGUGGACCCCAUUUCGGUCCAGGAGACUGCCCAUCUUUGAAGAGAUCUCUCCCUUUCGAGAUCAGGUGGCUUGCUGAUUUUCUUUUUUCAAUGGUGUUUGGGAGAUGAAUCAAUUCAAGGUUUUAAAUCACCGGAUCAUGUAUCGAAUCGGUCAUCACCGAUAUGGGGCCGUAUCGCCUUCCCCAUAUUGGGUUGAUAUGGGCAUAUACAGCCGUGUAUCAUUCAUGGAUGAUACCGGUACCAGGACACAUCAGCCGAUAUGAACUAGUUUCGGAUGGUACGUCUGAAACUUUAAACCUUGAAUCAGAUCAUCAAAGGGGGUUUGGCUUUUGUAAAUAGCCCAUGUAUAUGAGUGUAGUUUUGUAGUUGUCAUUUUGUUUGUGAGCUUUGCUAAGCCCUCACGCCUGCACAAAUCAGUUAAUGCACUACCACAUCUCCCAGCAUGGCAGAUAAUUGCAAUAUCCGAGCCAUUCAUUAGAAGGGUACCCACUAACCUAGAUUCUCUAUCUGAACAAAUCUACGGUUAGUAGAAAAUAUUGGCAGAAGUUUUCUUUGUUGUCCACUUAGUCCUAAUAUCAUGACUCUAUCUACCAAGUGGACCACUGUUAUUUUGGGGCAGUAACAUCUGCAUGGUGAUGACCACCUGAUGGAUGGCUUGGAUAUUUCACCUGUCUCCCACGCGCACAUGUGCGGCAUGGGCAUUAGCUGUUUUCUACACACGUGUUGUUUUGUCGCGCAGAUUGAAUAGUUUUCCAAUAAAUUAUUGGGAGAAAUAUGUAAAAGAGAUGCUGAUAUUUCCACUAUCUUUUUU
This is a messenger RNA of Magnolia sinica, 1711 nucleotides long. RefSeq names its product protein SULFUR DEFICIENCY-INDUCED 2-like. The record is from RefSeq and is a predicted model, not a curated record. NCBI's taxonomy places the organism in Eukaryota, Viridiplantae, Streptophyta, Magnoliopsida, Magnoliales, Magnoliaceae. Bases 81 to 977 code for a protein of 298 amino acids. Gene Ontology annotation, molecular function: protein binding. The transcript is spliced from 4 exons.